CAAGAGAUCGACAGAUAUUUGACGACGAUGAGCUCAUCCGGCGGAUCGAGCGGGAACUCGGGCUCGGCGGGCAAGCUAAAGGAGAAGGCCAGACUCAGCAGGACUUCGCAGAUCUUAUGGCAUGCUCAUCAGAAUGAUGCCUCCGCUGUACGCAAGCUUCUCGAGGAGGACGGGUCUUUGGUCAAUGCUAGGGACUACGAUAACCGUACGCCUCUCCACGUUGCUUCUCUCCUUGGCUGGAUCGAGGUAGCCAAGUGCCUCCUCGAGUUUGGCGCCGAUGUCAACUCCCAAGAUCGAUGGAGGAAUACGCCUUUAGCUGACGCAGAAGGAGCUAAGAAACAUAGAAUGAUGGAGCUAUUAAAAUCAUAUGGUGGAUUAUCUUACGGCCAAAACGGAAGCCAUUUUGAGCCAAGGCCAGUUCCACCCCCUCAACCAAACAAGUGUGACUGGGAAAUUGACCCUUCAGAGCUGGACUUCUCGCAUUCAAAUAUCAUAGGGAAGGGGUCAUUUGGUGAGAUUUUAAAGGCCACUUGGCGAGGAACACCUGUAGCUGUCAAACGCAUUCUUCCAUCACUUUCAGAUGACAGAUUGGUGAUUCAGGAUUUCCGGCAUGAAGUGAAUUUGCUCGUAAAGCCCCGUCAUCCUAAUAUAGUUCAAUUUCUCGGAGCUGUGACUGAGAAGAAGCCUCUUAUGUUAAUUACUGAGUAUUUAAGAGGGGGUGAUCUUCAUCAGUAUCUCAAGGAAAAGAAUGGACUAAAUUCAUCAGCAGCCGUCAACUUCGCGAUGGACAUUGCUAGGGGUAUGGCUUAUCUUCACAAUGAGCCAAAUGUCAUAAUUCAUCGAGACCUAAAACCAAGGAAUGUGCUUCUGGUAAACUCCAGCGCAGACCAUUUGAAAGUUGGAGACUUUGGACUGAGCAAGCUCAUUAAAGUUCAAAAUUCUCACGAUGUCUACAAAAUGACUGGCGAGACAGGGAGUUAUCGUUAUAUGGCUCCUGAAGUUUUCAAGCACCGGAAAUACGAUAAAAAGGUUGAUGUUUUCUCUUUUGCGAUGGUUUUUUACGAGAUGAUUGAAGGAGAACCACCAUUCGCAAAUCAUGAGCCUUAUGAAGCAGCCAAGUUUGUUGCAGACGGACACCGGCCUAAUUUCCGCUCAAAGUCAUUUGUCUCUGAACUAAGAGACUUAACAGGCAAGUGUUGGGCUCCUGACAUGAACCACAGACCAACGUUCUUGGAUAUUCUCAAGACGCUUGAGAAGACGAAGGAAAAUGGACACAGCGAUCAUUCUUGGCAUAUAUUCAAUCCAUGACAUUAAAGAUUUGAUGAAUUCGAUCAACUCCAGCUCUCCCAUUUGUGCAGAUAAAUAGUGGUAUAAGUAG
Molecule: messenger RNA, 1378 nt
Organism: Hibiscus syriacus
Lineage: Eukaryota; Viridiplantae; Streptophyta; Magnoliopsida; Malvales; Malvaceae
Product: integrin-linked protein kinase 1-like
Exons: 11
Coding region: 28-1308 (426 amino acids)
Biological process (GO): protein phosphorylation
Molecular function (GO): ATP binding; protein binding; protein kinase activity
Source: RefSeq, a predicted model, not a curated record